AUCGCUGCGGUUCGUGAGUCUUGAUUUAUUCGUCAGAGUCAGUUGGAUCUGCAAGCUUUUUCAGAAUUUCCUACGUUACUUCUUCUUAGCUGUUAUCAUUUCUGAGCAUCAUGACUGGACGCGGGAAAGGAGGCAAGGGACUCGGGAAAGGAGGCGCCAAGCGUCACCGAAAGGUGCUCCGCGAUAACAUCCAGGGUAUCACAAAGCCAGCUAUCCGCCGUUUGGCCCGUCGUGGUGGUGUCAAGCGUAUUUCCGGUCUCAUCUACGAAGAGACCCGUGGCGUCCUGAAAGUGUUCUUGGAGAACGUCAUUCGCGAUGCGGUCACCUACACCGAGCACGCCAAGAGAAAGACCGUCACCGCCAUGGACGUUGUCUACGCGCUGAAACGCCAGGGAAGAACCCUCUACGGAUUUGGUCUCUAAUUAAUUCUUUAUUUGAAUUAAUUCUUUAUUGUUGCGUUGCACAGUAGUUGUUAAUUGUUGAUCAUUUUAUGAGCUUAUUUGCUGUUGUAUACAGAUUUGUACAGUUGUGAGUUGAACGAUGAAAUUAUGUUGUCAUUUAGUGUGGACGUCGUUUGUGUUCGUUGAAGGUAGCAAGAUAACGGAAGCCAAAUAGUGAAAUAUUAAAAUGUGAAAUCAAUAAAAGAAAAAAGU
This is a messenger RNA of Paramacrobiotus metropolitanus, 653 nucleotides long. RefSeq names its product histone H4. Gene Ontology annotation, cellular component: nucleosome. NCBI's taxonomy places the organism in Eukaryota, Metazoa, Tardigrada, Eutardigrada, Parachela, Macrobiotidae. The record is from RefSeq and is a predicted model, not a curated record. The transcript is spliced from 2 exons. The coding region runs from base 111 to 422 and encodes 103 amino acids. Gene Ontology annotation, molecular function: structural constituent of chromatin; protein heterodimerization activity; DNA binding. Gene Ontology annotation, biological process: nucleosome assembly.